CCGUGAUUGACAGCAGGGCUGUUUUUUGCCGCUUCCAUUGCUGUUGACAAGUAAUAAUGAAGCUUUGUCAGUCCAUCAUGGACAUGGAUAUGCCAGAUUACGUCGACUCCUUGGACUCCUCUUACACCAUGCUGGAAUUUGACAACCUUCGCGUGCUCCCAAAUAACACCGAGAGGUCUAACUGUCCCUGUUCUCUGCCCACAGAGGCCAUCACAGCUGAAUCAGCAAACACCAACCUGCUCACCAACGGCAUCAGCUCCCUCUGCUCCAUCUGCGGCGACCGGGCGACUGGCAAACACUACGGGGCAUCCAGCUGCGACGGCUGCAAAGGCUUCUUCAGGAGGAGCGUCCGUAAGAACCACGUCUACUCCUGCAGGUUCAGCCGACAGUGCGUGAUAGACAAAGACAAGAGGAACCAGUGCAGGUACUGCAGGCUGAAGAAGUGCUUCAGAGCUGGCAUGAAGAAAGAAGCCGUGCAGAACGAGCGCGACAGGAUCAGCAUCCGCAGGAGCAGCUACGAGGACAACAGCUCCCUCUCCAUCAACGUGCUCACGCAGGCUGAGGCCAUGGCGCAGCAGUAUUCAUCGCCGAGCCCGGUGCACAGUGCGGACAUUGCAAUGAAGAAGGUUGCGACCAUCAACGACGUGUGCGAAUCAAUGAAACAGCAGCUUCUGGUGCUGGUUGAAUGGGCAAAAUACAUCCCAGCGUUUUGUGAGCUCCCGCUUGAUGACCAGGUUGCCUUGCUCAGAGCCCACGCAGGGGAACACCUGCUCCUCGGGGUGGCCAAGCGGUCCAUACCAUACACCGAUUUUCUGUUAUUAGGGAAUGACUUCAUCAUCCCAAUGCACUGCCCAGAGCUGGAAAUCGCCCGUGUGGCCACCAGAAUCCUGGACGAGCUGGUGAAGCCCUUGCGGGACAUCCAGAUCGAUGACAAUGAGUACGCUUGCCUUAAAGCCAUCAUCUUCUUUGACCCAGACUGCAAAGGCCUGAGCGAGCCCGGGAAGGUGAAGAACAUGCGCUUCCAGGUCCAAGUCAACCUGGAGGACUACAUCAACGAUCGCCAGUACGACUCCCGCGGCCGGUUCAGCGACAUCCUCCUCCUGCUGCCGCCCUUACAGAGCAUCACCUGGCAGAUGAUCGAGCAAGUCCAGUUCGUGAAGCUCUUCGGCGUGGCCAGGAUUGACAGCUUGCUGCAGGAGAUGCUGCUGGGAGGAACCACCGUUGAUCUCCAGUACCAGGCAGGACCUCCCAACAUCAACCUGGAACCGCUGCCAGGACACGUCCUCCCGAGCAACAUGAGCUCUGUGAUUCACACCGCUCCAGACCCAUCUCCUGACACAUCCCUUCCAUCUCCUUCAGCAAGCACAGGCAGCGAAGACUAUAAACUAGGCUCUAGCGCAGGACCCAACGCCGUCGCGCAGCUCCUGCCGCAGCCAGUGAUACCCAAGCAGGAGAUUUUAUAGGGAGAGGUGGAAGGAGAAGCUGGGAGCAAUGUGGAAACCCUGCCGAAAGUGAACCCGGGCCCUUUCUCUUUGCAGAGGCAAAGCACAGCAACCCCCUGCCUGUAGCCGCAUCUGCCGGUCGCAAAAAAAGUGAGCCGAGCAUCACCUACCAGACCGCAUCGGGAGCCUCGCCACGGGUCUGCCCACCGCCAUCACCCCCAUUUCACAAGCGAUUGGGGUUCAUGCUCUUUUCAGUAGGACCAAGACUGUACCUGACUGCAUUUGUUAUCAGCUUGGUGUGACCACGACCCUUUUGAAGCCUUCGGCCGCUAUCUUCAUAAAACCAAACACCUUACACAGCUCCUGGUAACUGCUAAUGAGUGCAGCGUGUCUCGAAUUGUCAGUAUG
Molecule: messenger RNA, 1850 nt
Organism: Pterocles gutturalis (yellow-throated sandgrouse)
Lineage: Eukaryota; Metazoa; Chordata; Aves; Pterocliformes; Pteroclidae
Product: hepatocyte nuclear factor 4-beta-like
Exons: 10
Coding region: 57-1463 (468 amino acids)
Biological process (GO): cell differentiation; anatomical structure development; positive regulation of transcription by RNA polymerase II
Cellular component (GO): nucleus
Molecular function (GO): nuclear steroid receptor activity; zinc ion binding; RNA polymerase II cis-regulatory region sequence-specific DNA binding
Source: RefSeq, a predicted model, not a curated record